Messenger RNA from Misgurnus anguillicaudatus (oriental weatherfish), 3931 nucleotides. It is a transcript of the gene klhl38a, whose product is annotated as kelch-like family member 38a. The record is from RefSeq and is a predicted model, not a curated record. Lineage: Eukaryota; Metazoa; Chordata; Actinopteri; Cypriniformes; Cobitidae. Gene Ontology annotation, molecular function: protein binding.
UUUUGUAACUGACUGAUAUGACGUUCAGGUUUAACUAUGUUGUAGCGUAAUGGUCUGGCCAAAAAUAAAACCAAAAUUUAAAGCAAAAUCUAUAUCAAGAUUUGCACGUAUUAUUUUUGCUCAGUAAGAACAUUGCAUUUAGAGCAAUGCAUUGGCAACUAAAAGUGUGUUUUUUAAAUCAAGAGUCAUCAAAAUAUGCAGUUUAUGUUUGAGGAACACUUUUAGCCCGUUGUGAUGUCACAGAAUAGUGAUUAACACGAAGGAAAAACAAUUAGCAUCCUAAAAUAGACAUCAGACAGGCCCAUGUGAUCUGAUGUGAAGUAAAAUCAGUAGCUGUCUCUGGGGUGAUUAGAUGACUUAGUGUUGAUAAUAGCCUCGUGAAAUGCUUUAGGCUGUGAAGGGCAAACCUACCAAGGGGAUCAGAAACAUGUGGGAAGUGAUACAGUUGCGUUGAUAAACUUAGCUUUGAUAGGAAAGUGUGGCCAAGUGCUACACUUGGACACAUAAAAAUGAUUUAAGGUCCCCUGGAAUAGAACGUUGUGUUGUGGAAAUGUACAUAGAGAUUAAGGGAUGGAAGAUUGCGUGGUGCCUAUGACAACAGCAAACGCAUGGCUGGAAUAUCAACAGAGAUCUUUCCAUUUAAAGACCAAGAGCUCCCCGCUCACCUCCUGUGUCAGUUGAACAUAUUAAGGCAGGAGCAGAUCUUCACAGAUGUAAUAUUGUGCACCCAAGACAGAGAGUUCCCCUGCCACAGGAACGUCCUGGUUUCCAGCAGCCCGUACUUCCGUGCCAUGUUCUGCAGCAACUUCCGGGAAAGCAACCAGGAACGAGUGGACCUGAAAGGCCUUAAUUCAGAAGUCAUGGAAUGCAUUGUGGAAUACAUUUAUACUGGAGCCCUCACCAUCACCAUGGAGCUCGUGUUGCCCCUGAUGCAGGCGGCCUCUAUGCUGCAAUACGGUAGGCUUUUCGAGGCCUGCUCCACUUUCCUACAGGAGCAGCUCAAUCCAGACAACUGCCUCAGCAUGAUCCGGCUCUCCGAGAUCCUUCAUUGCGAAACCCUAAAAGAGAGAGCGAAAGAAAUGGCCGUGCGCUGUUUCUCAGACGUCGCGGGCACGGAAGACUUCUGUGAACUUUCGCUUCCCGAACUCAUGUGCUACCUGGAGGACGACAGGCUGUGUGCUGAGGAAGAGCAGGUGUUUGAAACCCUCCUGGCUUGGAUCCACCACGACCCCUUCUCCAGGCGUGGUGCCAUUCAUGAUCUCUUCAAGAAGGUUCGGUUGAGGUACAUCCAUCCGACGUACCUCUUUCAGUUUAUCGCGAACGAUCCGCUCGUCCAGUCGUCUACGUUGUGCACCGAGAUCAUCGAGUCCGUGCGACGUCUGAUGUUUUCGGUUAGCGCAAAGUGCACUCGUGAAUUGAAGCCUCUCUGGACCACGCCACGCCGUUACACGUGCCAUGAAACUCUGGUGGUGGUUGGAGGCCGCAAGAACAAUGAACAGACGUCUCGAGAGGCGCUCCUAUACGACGAGCGGACACAGCGCUGGCAGUGGCUAGCCAAACUACCUUUGCGUCUGUACAAGGCGGCAUAUGUCUGCAUCCACAGCAUUUUGUAUGUAGUGGGAGGGCUUAACCUAAGUCUGGUGUCUGGAGAAAGUGCAGUCAGUGCCACUGUGUACACCCUCUCGUUGAAGACCAACCAGUGGAGGACUGCUGAGCCGAUGCUGGAGCCACGUUACGCCCAUCAGAGCGUCUCCUACCUUCACUUCAUCUUUGCUCUUGGAGGAAUAGGUCCCGACACAAAGACCUCAAAUACUGUGGAGCGCUACAACAGCAUGUUUAAUCAGUGGGAGUCCAUGGCACCGAUGCCCACGGCGGUCCUGCACCCUGCAGUCGCUGCAAACGACCAGAGAAUUUAUGUGUUUGGAGGUGAGGAUGCCUUGCAGAAUCCAGUGAGGCUAAUACAGGUGUAUCACAUAUCCCGAAACGUGUGGUCUAGACUUGAAACCCGGACGGUGAAGAAUGUCUGUGCACCUGCUGCCGUCAUAGAGGACAAGAUUUAUAUUGUCGGAGGAUACACUAGAAGAGUGAUCGCCUAUGACACGAAAGCCAAUAAAUUUGUCAAGUGCGCGAACAUGACGGAGAGGAGGAUGCACCACGCCGCUACAGUCAUCAAUAACAAACUCUAUGUAACUGGAGGACGCUUCCUCAACGGUCAUGAUGUCAUUGAGGACUCCGACUGCUUCGAGUGCUAUGACCCUAAAACAGACGCUUGGACUCCCAAGGGCUCUCUACCGUACAAGCUGUUUGAUCACGGCUCACUAUCUCUGAUCUGCCUCUCCAACCGUCCCAACCCACCAUGACUGCUCGGGGAUCCAACACCUCUGCCUGGGUGUCCCGUUCGCUCCCCUGCUCAUUAAGGGAAAUGAGAAAUGGGCCCACAGCUGAGACUGGAAACCAUCCGAGGAUGGUUGCACUCAUGUGUGGACCGAGUAUAUCUCAGCUGUGGCUUUGAUGGGACACUGCUGGUGUUCGCCAGCAUCUGUGUCAUCUUAAAUCAAAAGAGAUUUGAGCUGGCAAUUUAAAGAGGACCACAGGGAGUAAAGCCCAGGACCUCGAAAUAAAACUGCGUACUUUUGCACUGCAAAGCUGUCCCUGAACCAAAGUCUUCAGAUGGAUGUUUCUAACCACGAUCUUCCCUCUCAGAAUGACUUGAGCAGCUAAAGUAUUUGUUAAUAAUACCACGUGAGUCAGGAACCAUUCCUUUAAUGGAUGAUGAAUAAUGGCCAAAAAACUCAUGAAGCACGUCAUGUUUGAUGAAGAAUGUAUUUUCCCAUUGUGGCAAAACAGCUUUGAUGUUGAGAGAGACAUAAAGUUAGGAUUGUUAAGAGAACUUUAUGUUGAUAUAUGGUUUGAAGUGGUCAUCUUGCCUGCGAUCUGCAUUAAGAAAUAAAAGACAUCAUGAUGAUAUGAUGUUCAUUGCUUUCUCGUAGUGCUGCUUGAAAACUGUUUACUCGACGUCUGGUGACCUUACAUUUAAUGACUAAACAAACAAAAUAGUUUAUUAUAAACAUCUUUUUCUAUUGCAUUGGACUACGGAAAUAAAACGUUCAAGUGAUUAAAAAAAAUCAACAGGCUAUUCAUUUCUGAAUUGGUUCACUGCACUUUGUCAGUUACUAUUGCAUUUCGUGCAUGAGGGAUGACGUGAACAGAAACCCAAGACUCAAGCCAAACUCAUCACUAACUUUAGCCACAAGCUUUUAGAUCGAAAGUACUCCCCUUACGCGUAGAUAGACCUUGACAACUGUUGUCAUGGAAACCACCAAUCAGAGUGCAGGACAGACUAUUUUGUGAGCAUCAUGUCAGUGUAGGGUUCAAUACUAUGACUAAGACAAAAACGUUUUUUUGAAUGCACGUCAAUGUUUAUCAGUCAUGAUGUCUUAUGUUCAAUAAAGGAGGGGUUAAAUACAAUACGUGUGCUUUAUUUUUGAUAUAUGCAACAGACUGUGCCCUACUAAGUCACAACCCUACUGAAAAAUCCAUUAAAGACCAGCAUAAGCUAGUAGCUGGUUUUAGCUGGUUUAAGGUGGCAGUAGCUGGUCUAAGCUGGUCCUCCCAGCCUGGCAAAGCUGGUCAAGCUGGUGGGUCAGCUGGUCUUCCAGCCUGACCAGCAAAGUCCAGCUAGACCAGCUUAACAAGUGACCAAACACAGCUAGACCAGCUUAAAACGUUCUUGCUACACCAGCAAUACCAGCUAAAACCAAGCUGGGAGACCAGCUAAAACCAGCUCACCAGCUUAUGCUGGUUUUAGCUGGAUUUUUCAGAAUGCUUUGUCAUUUUUAUAAAUCCGUAAAAUCUUGUAAAUACCACCAGUAUUUCAAAUGUAUUAAGGGAUGUUUAUAAUGUAUAAACCUUAACUUUCUCACAUAGUGCA